GACUCUCGGUUCGUGCGUAGCUCCGCGGCGGCGUGGCGAACGGUGGCAGGCUUCACGGUGUGAAAGUCGCACAGUUCGCUAAUGGAUUCGCGAGUGAUUGCUUGAUUGCGUUCGGAUACGAACGAAGAGUGAAGUCGCGUUCCCAAGGGUCAGCCUCAUUCCACUAUCGUCGCUCAACCUAAUUUAGCUAGUUGAUCGUCGCACAGCUUGACAUAACCUCCACGAAGAUGUCUCAUGAUCACCAUAGUAUGGGAAACGCGUCCCAUGAAACGCACAUGACUCAUAUGAGCCAUGGUAGCAUGAACCAUGAAGGCAUGGACCACGGGGGUAUGGACCAUGGGAACAUGAAUCACGGAGGUAUGGACCACGGGAACAUGAAUCACGGUGCCUCGACGGACAACGCGUGCAGCGACAUGGGCAUGCACGGUAUGUUGAUGACGUUCCACACCGGCUACUGCGAGUCGGUGCUAUUCGAAAACUGGAAGAUCUCAUCGAUAGGUGGCCUCAUCGGCUCGAUGAUUGGUAUCGCUAUCAUGGCUGCGCUCUAUGAGGGCUUGAAAUAUUACCGGGAGUACCUGUUUUGGAAGACGUACAACGCCCUGCAAUACAGGAGCGUUACAGUGCCCAAUGAGAAGAAUGUGGUAGCCGAGGAUAACCGGGUCGUUCAUAUGGUUGGCGAAGUAAUCCACAAACAACCGCCGACUAUGAUGUCCUGGAUGCAUUUGUUUCAAACGUUUCUACACAUCAUACAGAUCGUCCUGUCUUACUUCUUGAUGCUAAUCUUCAUGACUUACAAUGUCUGGCUGUGCUGCGCCGUAGUAUUGGGUGCCGCCGUCGGUUACUUCCUGUUCGGUUGGAAGAAAUCAGUGAUCGUAGACGUUACGGAACAUUGUCAUUAGCAUUUAGUAAAUUGUUCCAAUCUAUCCUUCCUAAACCGUACUUGCGCGAAAGUGCGCGCGCGACUGCAUUCUGACGGAAAUCCGAAAAAUAAGAGGAGGAACGGAAAUUAACAAUUACAUUGCCUUUUGCGUAUCGAGAAAAUACGCAUGGAGAAUUCAUGUUCUCUGAAUUCAUGACACACAGUGGAUAUAUAAAAUGUAGCAGAACGCGAGAGGGAAAAAAAGGGAAAAAAAUUAUUUAUUUUAGUUUCAUAAUUUAGUUUCUAAUCUCUUAUAAUUCUUUGUUUUUAUCUUAAAAAGAUAAUGUAAGCCAAUUACUCUUAAGUUAUCUUUGAUCCAAUAUUUGAAAUAAUUCUAUUAUACAUAACAUUUAAUAUUAUAAUAUUACAAUAUUAUAUUUAAUAUUUAAAAUUUUAUUACAUGAAUUCCACAAAGUGGAAAAGAUUUUGUUAAAACGAUUAUAACGCAACUCACUUCUGUGUCAUGAAAUAAUACAACUUCAUAAGAAAUCAUUGGGAGCUUGAAUCUUAGACGUAUAUAAGUGUGGUAAACUGUAAAUAUUAUUAAGAUAUUCGUAUAAGCAUACGCUGUCCAAUGUGCACACUUUUUCCCAUUUUUAUAUUUUUAUUCUUAAUUUUUCUUGUUAUUCUUUUAUAAAAAUAUUCCUUUAUAUAUCAUCAAUAUUUCAUAUUUGGGAAAAAGUGUACCACACUAUUUUAAAUAAUUGUAAAAACAUUGUUAACGUAUUAUUACACGUUGACAUGUAAAUUGCUUGUAAAGUAUCAUGAAAUAUAACCUCAAAUAUGAAAAAAAAA
Molecule: messenger RNA, 1714 nt
Organism: Wasmannia auropunctata (little fire ant)
Lineage: Eukaryota; Metazoa; Arthropoda; Insecta; Hymenoptera; Formicidae
Gene: Ctr1A
Product: high affinity copper uptake protein 1
Exons: 5
Coding region: 228-899 (223 amino acids)
Biological process (GO): copper ion transmembrane transport
Cellular component (GO): membrane
Molecular function (GO): copper ion transmembrane transporter activity
Source: RefSeq, a predicted model, not a curated record